CCCGCCCCCCGCCCUUCCCUUUCCCGUUUUGGGCCCGUUUCGGUUUCGUUUCGUGGCCGGGCAGUGUCCGGAUGGCGGGGAGCGUGCUGGUGGUGCAGGGGGUCCCCCCCGACGCCCCCGAGGAGCUGCUGGUGCUGUACUUCGAGAGCCGGCGGCGCUCGGGCGGGGGCCCCGUGCGGAGCUGCCAGCGCCUCGGGGCCCUCCUCUUCCUCACCUUCGAGGACCCGCAGGACGCCCAGAACGUGUUGGCCCAGGACAGCCACAGGCUCGGGGGGGCCGAGCUGAGGGUGUACCUGGCCCCCCCCUGGAACCCCACGCACCUGCUGCUGCACAGCCUGGACCCCCAAAACCCCUGGACCCCCUCAGAGCACCCGCACGGAGCCCUGGAGACCCUGCUGGGGGUCCCCGCCGGCGCCGUCACCCUGUGCCGGGACCCCGCGCCCGGCUGGGGCCUGCUGCGCCUGCGGGACCCCCUCACCCCCCCAGAGCUGGCACAGGCGGAGCGGCGGGCGCGGCAGCGGGGGCUGGCGCUGCUGCGGGCGCCGCGCAGCCCCGCGGUGCUGGUGAGGGCGGCGGGGCCCCCACCCAACCGGGACCUGCUGGAGCUCUACUUCGAGAACCGGCGCAGCGGCGGCGGCCGCGUCAAGGACGUGCGGGCGCUGCCGGGCGGGCGCGGGGCCGUGGUCACCUUCCUGGAUCCGGCAGCCGCAGAGCGGGUGCUGAGGAGGCCACACCGGCUGCAGGACGCGGCGCUGGAGCUCCAGCCCCACUUCCCCUUCCUGGAGCCGCCGGAGGGGAGUGCGGACGCAGCCCUGGACGCUGCCCCCGCUCUGGACAGGGAGCCCCUGCUGGUCACGGACCCCUUGCCGGACACAGACCGCGCACCGGGCACGGAGCCGUCCCCAGGCACAGACCCCACCACGGCACGCACGGAGCCCCCACCGGACACUGCCGCCGCCAUCCCGGUGCCAGCAGCGCCAGCGUCGCACCCGGCACCGGGACAGCCACCAGCUGCCUUCCCCGGCAGGGACAAGGACGCAGAGGGGUCCAGGGCCAUGCCCAGCCCGGCCCGGUGCCCGGGGCCUGUGACGGCGGUGGUGCCAGAGCCGGUGGUGGUGGCACCGGUGCAGGACGAGGCGCUGGUGCCGGCGGAGCCCGGAGCCGUGCGGUACCUGCAGCAGCACUACCAGGACGUGCUCGGCAGCAUCCUGGACGUGUCGCUGCUGCCGCUGGAGGGGGAGGACGUGUCGGGGUUCCGGGUGAGCGGGGAGCCGGGCCGGUGCCGGGCCGUGGCGGAUUUCCUGCAGAGCCUGCUGGACUCGGUGGCCUCGCACUCCGCGACCCUGCGCUUCCCCGGCGUCGCCCGUUUCCUGUGGGACCUGCCUGGGCAGAGCCUCCUCCAGCAGCUGGAGAGCCGCUUCCAGUGCGUCCUCCAGCUGGACGGGGAGCUCUGGAGCCCUCCGGACCCCCAGCUGGAUCUGGUGUCGCUGGUGCACCCAAGCAGCCACCGGGACCCCCAGCCACACUCCGGGCACUGGGAUCCACCUGAGGGCAGCGGCGCCACUGCUGGUGACGAUGGCGAUGGAGGUGACGAUGGGGAUGGAGGUGAUGAUGGGGAUGGAGGUGAUGAUGACGAUGGCGAUGGAGAUGACGACGGCGGUGACGAUGGCUUCCGUUCCAGCGCAGAGGAGAUCAGGGAGGUGCUGGCAGCGCUGCGCCCGAGCGACACCGAGCGCCGCGGCAGCCCCAGCCCGCGGCCCGACGGCGAGUGGGACCCGGAGGCCGAGAUCCCCUGCGCGGCCGGCGGGGACGGCGCCAGGGAGCUGCUGGCGGGCGCCGCGGAGCCGCUGUCGGACACCCGGCUGGAGGAGGAGGUGCAGAUGGCUCUGGCCGUCCAGUGCUCCAUGGACCGCACGUGGUGCGAGGAGCGGGAGCUGGCGCGCGCCACCGCGCUGUCCCUGCGCUCCUACAGCCGCGAGCAGCAGCAGGGCCGCGCCGAGGAGGACGCGCGGCUGCUGGCGGCGCUGGCGGCCUCGCUGGAGGACGCGCUCCCGGCGGCGCACGCGGCGCGGGUGACGGCGUUCUGCUCCCGGGACCGGGACGCCUCGGCGGUGCCGCGGGAGCUGGAGCGGGCGCUGGCGGCGCGGCAGCGGCCGCGGGAGGUGGCGGACGAGCGGCUGCGGGCGCUGCCGGCCACCGGGCGCUGCGCGCUGGCCCUGCUGCAGCGCCGGCACGCCGUGCGCCUCAGCCUGAGCGGCGGCACCGCCACACUGCACGGCUUCGCCGAGUACACCGAGCCCGCUGCCGAGGAGCUCACGUUGCUGCUCCGGCACCUGCGACUGCCGAAGCGCGCUGCCACCGCCGCCACUGAUGCCACCGCCGUCACCGAUGCCACCGACGCCACCGAUGCCACCACCGUUGCCACCACGGUGCACUGGGUGCGCUGGGACGCCUCUGGCACCGCCGUGCCCUACGCUCCCGAGGCGGCGGCGCUGCUGGAGCAGGCCUGGGCGCGUGGGGAGCGCCGGCUGGAUCUGGUGCUGGGCGGGCGGCCCGUCACCGUGGAUUUGGAGCGCAUGGAGGAGUUCGACAUCGGCAGCGCCCGCACCGCGCCCGUCAGCCGCAGCCAGCCCCCGCUGGACAGCACCUGCUGCCUGCUCGGGCCGGAGGCGGCCGGGCUGGAGGAGGAGGUGCGGCUGAUGGCGCUGGCCGAGGACUCGGAGGAGUUCGCCGACACCGUGCGGCAUUUCUGCGCCACGCUGGAGGAGCUGCGCAGCCAGAUCAGCGUGGUGCAGGUGCAGAAGCUGAUCCACCCGGUGCUGUACAAGCAGUACCAGCUGAAGAAGGGCAGCGUGAAGCGCGGCUGCGCCGCCGGCACCACCGUGGAGCGCGUGCUCUUCCACGGCACCACCAAGGCCUCCAGCCGCGAGAUCUGCCUGCACGGCUUCAACCGGAGCUUCUGCGGCAAGAACGCCACGCUCUACGGCCUCGGCGUGUACUUCGCGGCGCGCGCGGCGGUGUCGGCGCGGGACCGGUACUCGCCGCCCAGCGCCGGCGGCACCAAGUUCAUCUUCGUGGCGCGGGUGCUGACGGGCGAGUUCGCGGCCGGGCAGCCGGGGCUGCGGGCGCCGCCGCUGCGCCAGGGCUCCGGCGCGCCCCGGCGCUUCCACAGCGUCGUGGACGACCCGCGGCGCCCCGACAUCUUCGUGGUGUUCAACGACACCCAGGCGUACCCGCAGUACCUCAUCACCUGCCGCAGCCGCCACGGGGGGCCCCUCUGAGCCCCCCACCCGGCAGCGGCUCCACUCUGGGGGCCCCCUUUGAUCCCCCCCUUUGAUCCCCCCUGGCACCGGUGCCAAGGCGGGGGACACGGGGGUCCCCUGUGAGCCCCCCCGGGCAGCGGCUCCGCUCCGGGGA
Molecule: messenger RNA, 3417 nt
Organism: Prinia subflava (tawny-flanked prinia)
Lineage: Eukaryota; Metazoa; Chordata; Aves; Passeriformes; Cisticolidae
Gene: PARP10
Product: poly(ADP-ribose) polymerase family member 10
Exons: 12
Coding region: 72-3281 (1069 amino acids)
Biological process (GO): negative regulation of gene expression; protein poly-ADP-ribosylation
Cellular component (GO): cytoplasm; nucleus
Molecular function (GO): RNA binding; NAD+ poly-ADP-ribosyltransferase activity; transcription corepressor activity
Source: RefSeq, a predicted model, not a curated record